Molecule: messenger RNA, 1167 nt
Organism: Peromyscus maniculatus bairdii (prairie deer mouse)
Lineage: Eukaryota; Metazoa; Chordata; Mammalia; Rodentia; Cricetidae
Source: RefSeq, a predicted model, not a curated record
UCGGCCCAGAAACCCCACCAGUGCAUGUACUGUGACAAGAUGUUUCACCGAAAGGACCAUCUGCGGAACCACUUGCAAACCCACGACCCCAACAAGGAGGCCCUCCACUGCUCUGAGUGCGGUAAGAAUUACAAUACAAAGCUGGGUUACCGCCGCCACCUGGCCAUGCAUGCUGCCAGCAGUGGUGAUCUCAGCUGCAAGGUGUGCCUGCAGACCUUUGAGAGUACCCAGGCCCUAUUGGAGCACCUGAAGGCUCACUCACGCCGGGUAGCAGGAGGUGCCAAGGAGAAGAAGCACCCCUGUGAUCACUGUGACCGGCGGUUCUAUACUCGGAAGGAUGUUCGACGGCACCUAGUGGUGCACACUGGUCGUAAAGACUUCCUGUGCCAGUACUGUGCCCAGAGGUUUGGCCGCAAGGAUCACCUGACACGGCAUGUCAAGAAGAGCCACUCACAGGAGCUGCUCAAGAUCAAGACAGAGCCAGUGGAUAUGUUAGGCUUACUCAGCUGUAGCUCCGCAGUCAGUGUGAAGGAAGAGCUGAGCCCUGUGCUCUGCAUGGCCUCUCGGGACGUGAUGGGGGCCAAGGCCUUCCCUGGCAUGUUGCCCAUGGGUAUGUAUGGUGCCCACAUCCCUACCAUGCCCAGUGCGGGCGUGCCACACUCCCUGGUGCACAACACGCUGCCCAUGGGUAUGAGCUACCCUCUGGAAUCUUCUCCGAUCUCCUCCUCAGCUCAGCUCCCUCCAAAAUACCAGCUUGGAUCUACCUCAUACUUGCCUGAUAAACUGCCCAAAGUGGAGGUGGGUAGUUUUCUGGCAGAGCUUCCUGGAAGUCUGUCUCUCUCAUCAGCUGAACCCCAGCCCGCCUCACCUCAGCCGGCGGCAGCGGCGGCAGCGGCAGCAGCUGCAGCCCUCCUAGACGAAGCCCUGCUCACCAAGAGUCCCUCCAACCUCUCUGAGGCCCUUUGCACUGCUAAUAUGGACUUCUCUCACUUACUGGGCUUCCUUCCACUCAACCUACCCCCAUGUAACCCGCCAGGGGCCACAGGAGGCUUGGUCAUGGGCUACUCCCAAGCUGAGGCACAGCCUCUGCUCACCACUCUGCAAGCUCAGCCUCAAGAUUCCCCUGGAGCUGGGGGACCCCUGAACUUUGGGCCUCUGCACUCCUUG